This is a messenger RNA of Cheilinus undulatus (humphead wrasse), 3718 nucleotides long. RefSeq names its product interferon-induced protein 44-like. Lineage: Eukaryota; Metazoa; Chordata; Actinopteri; Labriformes; Labridae. The transcript has 8 exons. Gene Ontology annotation, molecular function: GTP binding. The coding region runs from base 159 to 1496 and encodes 445 amino acids. The record is from RefSeq and is a predicted model, not a curated record.
CAGCACAUGACCGCACCCUGCAUCUCUCUUCCAGCCGUUAAUUCUUCCCGGCAGGACGGUUAGAUCAUCUCCCAGCUGUGAAAGAAAGACACCAAAGGGAGAAAACACUGAAGGGUUUUCAGCAUCUUUGACAUAACUCAGCAGACCUACAGUCCAUCAUGAAUUCCAGACUUACCAGUAGUCAGCAGAAGACAAUCUGCUUUAGCCUUGGAAGAGUCAGACUGGAGCUGCUGUACAAGGCCAGCAUCCAUGGUUUCUCUGGGAAAGCCUUUCACAAACGAUGUGACAACCAGUGUCCCACAGUUUCUGUGGGCUAUAAUGCCUCGGGCCAUAUUUUUGGAGGCUACACAGAACAACCAUUCAGUCAGUCUGGACAGUACAUGAAUGACAACCAUGCCUUCCUUUUCUCAUUAUUUGGAGAAGAGCUCAUUAAAUAUCCUGUUAAAGCUCCUGAUUAUGCCGUGAAAAUGGUUGGUAAUUCUGGACCAUAUUUUGGAGAAGCAUUGAUCCUUGUCAAUGGAAGCCAACCUGUGGUGUACAGCAGUUCAGGCAAAUAUUACAACUUCAACGCUGUAGAGAUGCAUGGCAAUGACCUCGACCUGACUGAGUGUGAAGUUUACCAAGUUGAGGAAAUGACUGAAAUGGAGAGGCCAUGGAGAACAGUGAUCUGGAAACCGGAAAUGAGAGAAGAGCUGAUGAGCAAGAUAAGGACCUAUGAACCAUUAAUCCCCUCAGUGACCACUGUUCGUGUGCUCCUCAUCGGAGCAGUUGGAGCUGGAAAGUCGAGCUUCUUCAAUUCUAUCAGCUCUGUAUUCAGAGGUCAUGUUACAAACCAGGCCAUGGCUGGAUGCUCCACCACCAGCCUCACCACACAGUUUCGAACCUACCCUUUGAAAGAUGGACGUCAAGGAAAGCCUCUGCCAAUCAUCUUGUGUGAUACCAUGGGGCUAGAGGAAAACACAGGGGCAGGGCUUAAUGUGGAUGACAUCUUCAGCAUUCUCAAAGGCCAUCUGCCAGAUCGCUAUCAGUUCAACCCCUCUGCUCCUCUCCAAAUGGACUCCCACGGGUAUCAUGAGUCUCAAGGGCUUGAGGACAAGAUCCACUGUGUGGCUUAUGUCAUUGAUGCUUGCAAGGUCUCCAUCAUGCCCUCAAAGCUGGAGGAAAAGAUGAAUGCGAUACGCAGAAAGAUCAACUUGAUUGGAGUUCCUCAGCUGGUGCUCCUCACCAAAGUAGAUGAGGCCUGUCCUUUGGUGGCAGAGGAUGUGACAAAAAUUUACCAGAGUGACUACAUCAAGCAGAUGAUGCAGGAGGCCAGCACUCGUCUCAGUCUGCCGUUGUCCUGUGUCAUCCCGGUGAAGAACUACAACGAGGAGUUAGAGGUGAACCUGAACUGUGACAUCCUGCUGCUCAGCGCUGUCAACCAGAUGCUUCGUAUCACUGAUGACUACUUUGAUGACAUCAAUGACCAACUCAGCAACGUGAAAACCAAGGAGUAGAAAUUUGAUGCUGUAGGUACACCAACACAGAUCCAGAGAUUAAAUCUGCUCCACAAUGAUCCAUACAUGCAGCCAUCCAUUUAUCAGCAUGAACAGACAUAAUUCAAAGCAGUGAUAGGAAUUUAUAACAUUAACGUAAUAACUGAUGUAUUCGACAAGCUGCACCUUUAUCGAUGACUGUAAUAGAUAACUUGGGAUUAGUGCGGUCGUUUUUUAAUUCUGACCAGAAAUUUUCGGGCAGAACCACUCCUGGUGAACAGAAAACACAGUGAAGCAGUUUCGUUACAUGCACAGAUAUCACACCAGUCAUUUGGUACACAGUCCAAAGCUGAUCAGUUAAUCUUGCAGCAGAGCAUAGGAGGGCAGCUCGGGAGACUUUCCAAACUUGAUCGCGUAAAUUGGCCUGGACAGAGGGAACAGCCAAUGGGGCUUUAUAUGUUUUUAAUCAUUCUUUUUGAGUAUAUGUUUGUCUCCAACUCAGUUUUUAGGCCAAAGUUGACGACUAAAAAAUUUGUACAGGUCCCCCUCAUUCUGACAGGUGCACCCACACAAAAAAAUAGUUAUUUUCCAUUUUAAUAAUAAAACAGUUGAUCAUCAAGUUAGCAAAACUAAAAAUAUGUUAUUAUUUCUUACCACAUUCACACGUGCGUUAAUCAUGCGACAAAAAAUAGUGGCUUUAAAAGUAUUUUGAGUUAAUGCUUUAUAGUUUUCUCAUAUGGGUGCUCGCCUUUUCUGAAUAAAAUCAGAAUGUUCCAUCUAAACAGAAUUUGUCUAGAGUUGUGCAGCUGCUUUUUCCUCCAGAGCCUUGAAAAAAACAUGCAUAAGAAAAAAUAAUAUUCUAGUGAUUUUAGUGGCUGCUUUGUUUUAUUAACAGGCUUUAUUUAAAAAAAAUGUUGAAAGUUUCAUGCUGCAAGCUUUCAUCCACUUCUGAAAAAAGAGUAAAAAGAAUUUGGGCUGCUCCAUAACAGUAUCAAAAAAGCAAAGCAGAAAUAUUAUCAAAAUUCAGGGGAAGAACCUAUCAAGAACACUGGCUUGCUGAUGUCAAUUAUAAGGUGGACUCAAAAAGUUGGUUGGACUAUUUUACAACUGAUAGAGCUAUUAAAUCUCAAUCCAAGCUUGUUUAUUGAACUGCAUUCUUUCUCAAAACAAAAAUAUCAAGAAUAUAAUUCUUAAACACAGACACAUCCUUUAAAAUGAUUCAACACUAAAAAACACAUUCAGGAGCAACCCAUGGUAACAUUCAUUAGAAUCAUCAGGGCAUGUCAACCAUCACUAUAAAAUACAACGCACUUCAAGGCAAUUAUACCUGCAUAAACUACCAAAUAUGAAAAAAUCUCAAAUAUUUUUUUUUUUAUCAUCCGGUCACUGGACUCAAAAUGGGAUCUAUAUGAUAAAGUGCCCUGUGAAAAAGUUUAAAACAUCCCACACCCUCAAAGAACAAAUUACUGAACCCAGGAGUACCAUCAAAAGAAAAAACACCACUAUCUCUGAUGUUAGACAUUUUAAUGAACUCAAACACUCCAUGUCUUUAUUUUUCUCAGGCAUAAGGCAUUAAACCAAAUUUGAGAGGUGGCAACUUAAAUUUUAUCAGAAAAAAAAGAGAGAAGUAUUUUUGAUUUUUUUUUAAGGUUAUUUCUGGGGGGGAUGAAUGAGGAUUUUUCAAUUAGUAAGUUUUUCUAGUUUUUUUUUUUCAAUUGGGGAUCUUUGUUGGAUUUUUAUCUCCAAAAUGAUUACCUUCAAGAGUUUUUAUAUCUUCUGGUUUUAUGUCAAUACUCUUCUUUUAUUUUUAAAAUCUUUUUAUCUGUCUUUCGUAGGGGUUUUUACAAAUUUUCUUUUGUAGCUUUUCUUAUAAAAUGCUUUACCUCAUCUACAGAUAGUACUAUUAAAUUGACCCUAGCAUGCACUUUAACCCCACCCAUUAGCCGCCUCCUCUUAUUGUUCAGUUUCAAAGUUGGUGUUAGUUUCCUCUUAGACACUCCCUGUGCUUCUUUGCCAGUGUCUGUUGGUCAUAAACCACAUAAUCAUUUAACCAUCCCAUUGGUGUUGUUAUCCUGUUGGCUGGUAUACAUGAUGUAAUUUCGUAUCAUUUUGAAUUUGUUAACAUUUUUUUUUAUGUUUUCAUGCUACCCUACCUAAAUGUUUGUAAUAUGUUUCUUGAUGACCCUGAUGAAGUCUACAAGCUGAAAUGCGCCGGUCUAAUAAAGUUGUUCUCUAAACUACAA